AAAUCUGUGUGGACCUGAUUUCAUGUGCUGAAUUGUUUUGUGGAGGAAGUGUCAGAGAAUGGAGGCAUGACGGAUUCUGUGGCAUCCAGACCUUCUCGGGUCAUUCCCCGUAUGCCAAGCAAGAGACCGAGGCCAGGAAAAUUCAUCACCCUCGAUGAAGCAGUGAGAUGUAAUGACCAAGGGGCUUAUGCCCUUGAGCCAGAUGGCCCAGCCCUUUACCCCAGCCCGCUGCCGCUUGGGGGCAUGGCCCGCACAUUGCUUAACCUCUCCAUGCUGCCAUUUUCUCAUCUGUAAAAUGGGAGUGCAAACUGCCUCAGGAUUAUUGAGAAAGUUAAGCUAGUGAUUAUGUAACCUGCUUAGAACAAUGCCUGGCACACUGUUUUGUGUAUGAUAAAUUUAUUAAUAUUAUCAACAUCAUCUUUAUUUCCAGGCAUUAUUACUUAAGCCGUGGCGUAGCUUUUCCCAUUUGAAAUAGGCUAGUGUUUUGUUUUGUUUUGUUUUGUUUUGUUCUAAUACGGAGAACCAUUUAGAAAGUCUAAAGUCCAGUGAAAAUACCAGUGGGUUCGCUUAACUCAGGUUAGCUUGGUAUGCUUCUCUGACCUGGCCCUGGCUCGGGAGUACGCGUUUUCUGAAUCUUACAGGACCUGCCUGACAUGCAAGAGCUCAUCACUCAAGUGUGGUCAGAGAAGUGCUCCCUGCAGGCCGCAGCCAUCCUCGAUGCAAAUGAUGCUCACCAAACAGAGACCUCCUCCUCCCAAGUCAAGGACAAUAAGCCUCUGGUUGAACGGUUUGAGACAUUCUGCCUGGACCCUUCCCUUGUCACCAAGCAAGCCAACCUCGUGCACUUCCCACCAGGCUUCCAGCCCAUCCCCUGCAAGCCUUUGUUCUUUGACCUGGCCCUCAACCAUGUGGCUUUCCCACCCCUUGAGGACAAGUUGGAACAGAAGACCAAGAGUGGCCUCACUGGAUACAUCAAGGGCAUCUUUGGAUUCAGGAGCUAACCAGGCUCUUCCUUGGGGGCAGGGGAGAUUCUGACUGUUAAUCUGUAUUGUGAGAAAAUCCCAGCAAGUUCCAUGAUAUUAAAUCCAGGUCUGCAUUGGCCUGGGGCAAGAGUUUAACAUCUUCAGCCCUGCAUUCCUACAGCCUGUGUCUGUACACAUUCUUAAGCAGUGAGUUAGGAGAGCA
Messenger RNA from Pan troglodytes (chimpanzee), 1185 nucleotides. Its product is annotated as signal recognition particle subunit SRP68-like. The record is from RefSeq and is a predicted model, not a curated record. Gene Ontology annotation, molecular function: 7S RNA binding; signal recognition particle binding; endoplasmic reticulum signal sequence receptor activity. NCBI's taxonomy places the organism in Eukaryota, Metazoa, Chordata, Mammalia, Primates, Hominidae. Gene Ontology annotation, cellular component: signal recognition particle, endoplasmic reticulum targeting. Gene Ontology annotation, biological process: SRP-dependent cotranslational protein targeting to membrane. The transcript has 3 exons. Bases 654 to 1001 code for a protein of 115 amino acids.